GCCGCGGUCGGGACGUCGGAACCAAAGGAAGACGAGAGCCGGCUGGGUUGCUGAGAGUUCCGCAGCCGUGUUGACGUCGCCUCGGGCCACUGCUGGCGAGUCCCGAGAAGGAACGGCUGAGGCCGACAGUGAAAAAGCAGUCUGGCUCCCGAGGUCCACCCCUCGUACCCCAAGGUCCAGAUGGCGGCCAACGUGGGUGAUCAACGUAGCACAGAUUGGUCUUCUCAGUAUAGCAUGGUGGCUGGGGCAGGCAGAGAGAAUGGCAUGGAGGCCCCCAUGCACGAGAACCCUGAGUGGGAGAAGGCCCGCCAGGCCCUGGCCAGCAUCAGCAAAGCGGGCGCUGCUGGCAGCUCGACCAAGACCAGCAGCAACGGGGCUGUGGCCAAUGCACAGUACGUGUCACAGGCAGAAGCUUCUGCUUUGCAGCAGCAGCAGUACUACCAGUGGUACCAGCAGUACAAUUAUGCCUACCCGUACAGCUAUUACUACCCCAUGAGCAUGUACCAGGGCUACACCUCCCCCUCCCAGUAUGGGAUUCCCACCUCCUAUGGCUCAGCCACGCCGCAGCAGCCAUCAGCACCCCAGCACCAGGGGACUCUGAACCAGCCCCCAGUCCCCGGCAUGGACGAGAGCAUGUCCUACCAGGCACCCCCUCAGCAGCUGCCAGCCCAACCCCCUCAGCCCUCAAACCCCCAGCAUGGGGCCCAUCCUCUGAGCAGCGGCCCCCAGCCAGGGACGGUGCCAGCCACACAGCAUGGCCAGGCGGGGGCACCCUCAGGCCAGGCCUAUGGGCAGCACAGCUACUCAGAGCCGGCCAAGCCCAAGAAGGGGCAGCAGCUGUGGAGCCGCAUGAAGCCGGCUCCUGGGACUGGUGGUCUCAAGUUCAACAUUCAGAAACGGCCUUUUGCUGUCACCAACCCGAACUUCAGCUCCAGCUCGGAAGGGCAGCACGGCAGCUUUGGCCCCCAGCCCAACACCGAGAAAGCCCAGAACCACAGUGGGCCCUCGUCCCGGGGGAACUUGUCGGGGAAGCCCGAUGACUGGCCUCAGGACAUGAAGGAGUAUGUGGAGCGCUGCUUCACUGCCUGCGAAUCAGAGGAGGACAAGGACCGCACGGAGAAGCUGCUGAAGGAGGUGCUGCAGGCCCGGCUCCAGGACGGCUCGGCCUACACCAUCGACUGGAGCCGCGAGCCGCUGCCAGGGCUGACCCAGGAGCCUGUGGCGGAGAGCCCCAAGAAGAAGCGGUGGGAGGCCCCUAGUGGUCUUCACCCUCCCCGGGGGGCAGGCUCCACGACCAGGGGCGGAAAUGCGCCAUCCCAGCGUGGGACGCCAGGGGCUGGGGGUGCUGGCCGAGCCCGGGGCAGCAGCUUCACCAAGUUUGGCAACCGCAACGUCUUCAUGAAGGACAACAGCUCUUCCUCCAGCACGGACUCCCGCUCCCGCUCCUCCUCCCGGUCCCCCACCCGCCAUUUCCGCCGGAGUGACUCCCACUCGGACUCUGAUAGUUCCUACUCAGGGAAUGAGUGUCACCCUGUGGGCCGCAGGAACCCGCCCCCCAAGGGCCGUGGGGGUCGAGGGGCCCACAUGGAUCGGGGCCGAGGCAGGGCACAGCGUGGGAAGAGGCACGACCUUGCUCCCACCAAACGCAGCCGCAAGAAGAUGGCGGCUCUGGAGUGUGAGGACCCCGAGCGCGAGUUGAAGAAACAGAAACGGGCAGCCCGCUUCCAGCACAGUCACGCACGCCGCCUGCGCCUGGAGCCUCUGGUGCUACAGAUGGGCAGUCUGGAGGGUGGCGGGGCUGACCCUGACUGGCAGGAGCUGCAGAUUGUGGGCACCUGCCCCGACAUCACCAAGCACUACCUGCGUCUCACCUGUGCCCCCGACCCCUCCACUGUGCGCCCCGUCUCUGUAUUGAAGAAGUCACUGGCCAUGGUCAAGUCGCACUGGAAGGAGAAGCAGGACUACGCAUUUGCCUGUGAGCAGAUGAAGUCAAUCCGGCAGGAUCUGACGGUCCAGGGCAUCCGCACAGAGUUCACCGUGGAGGUAUAUGAGACACAUGCCCGCAUCGCCCUGGAGAAGGGGGACCAUGAAGAGUUCAACCAAUGCCAGACACAGCUCAAGUCGCUCUAUGCUGAGAACCUGCCGGGCAAUGUGGGCGAGUUCACCGCCUACCGGAUCCUCUACUACAUCUUCACCAAGAACUCAGGAGACAUCACCACUGAGCUGGCAUACCUGACGCGGGAGCUGAAGGCAGACCCUUGUGUGGCCCAUGCCUUGGCGCUGAGGGCAGCCUGGGCUCUGGGCAACUACCACCGCUUCUUCCGGCUCUACUGCCACGCGCCCUGUAUGUCCGGCUAUCUCGUGGACAAGUUUGCAGACCGGGAGCGCAAGGCGGCCCUCAAGGCAAUGAUCAAAACCUUCCGCCCUGUGCUGCCCGUCUCCUACCUGCAGGCCGAGCUGGCCUUCGAGGGCGAGGCCGCCUGCCGGGCCUUCCUAGAGUCCCUGGGCCUGGCCUACACGGGCCCGGACAACGCCAGCAUCGACUGCCGCCUCAGCCUGGCGCAGCUGUCAGCCUUCUGAGCACACAGCGAGGAUGGGGGUGGGGGGCAGGGGCUGUGGCCCCCCAGCACCGCCUCUGCGGAUUUUGUUUUUGAGCCAUGGACUUGGGUUGUAAAUUAAUUGGUGGGGAGUAGGCUCCAGGCAGAGCUGCCAUCCCCGCCCCCGUUUUCCCACCGGGGAGCCUGUACAGAGAUUUUUUUUCUACAUUUUUAUUUUUGCCUCAGAGGGAUGGGGUGGGGGGAGGAUAGGGUUGGGGCAGCAGGGUGUCUGGGGGUGUGGUCUGUGGGGUCAUCCGUGUCCACCUUUCACCUCCACUAAUGCUGUCUCAGUGUUUUUUCUCUCUCUCUUUCGAGCUUGUACUCCGGUACGCGACCUGGCCUUUCCCAUGCCAGGGGGGCCAGCGGAAGGAAGACAGGCCGUCCAGCUGUGCCCGCCUGCUGGCGGUGGGGCACUCCGCAAACCCACUUGCCGCCUCGUCAGCCUCAUCACAGACUCUCGUUGUCCAGCCCUUUGGGGCCUCAGUGUUUGGGGCGAGGGGAGCCGUGUAGAGACUGUGCCCUUGGCCCCCUCCCCAGAAAUGCCACCGCCACUGCCACCAACAGACCCCACUGCUGCCACACUGCACUGAGGAACUCCGGAGGCCACCGCGGGACCUCGCCGGCCGGGCUUGCCUCGUCUCAAGUUGUAUUAAGUUGUCUUCGUGUUCCCCUCCUCCCUCUGCCCCCAAUGUUUCUUCUGGUUUUUUUUUACUCCUUUCCCUCCCUCCUCUUCCUUCUCCCCCUUCCUUCCCUUGGUUCAGUACAGGUAAAGCGGUUACCCCUUACCCUCCCCUUCCCGCCUCCAUGGAUCACCAGCUCACGUCAUUUUCCCUUCUCUUUUCUUUUUGUGUGUGUUUAUUUAAGUUAUUUUUCUUUUUCCUCCCCCUUUUCUUUCGGCCCCUCCCUCCCUCUUCUGCCAUGUAACUGGAUGAUGUGCAAGGAGUUUGCAAACAGCUGGACUGUCAGGCUGCUUUUUUUCCAGAUGUUCUUCCUCUUCUGCUUUCCCCUUCCCACCUCUCCCCUCCCCUUUCCUUCCUCCAUUCUUUCCUUGGAGCACUGAGCACCAUUUGGAAGCUUGAGAGAAACCAGAAUUAAAAAGGAGAGAGAGAG
Molecule: messenger RNA, 3707 nt
Organism: Trichechus manatus latirostris (Florida manatee)
Lineage: Eukaryota; Metazoa; Chordata; Mammalia; Sirenia; Trichechidae
Gene: LENG8
Product: leukocyte receptor cluster member 8
Exons: 16
Coding region: 181-2580 (799 amino acids)
Cellular component (GO): nucleus
Source: RefSeq, a predicted model, not a curated record